CUAUCGCGUGCCAUCGUCGUAGGCUCAUAGCCAAUACAGGCAACGUCAGUAAUGUAAGCGUCAUUUUAUCCUCAUUUUUGCGAUCCAUACCAAUUAUAUACGUAAAGAUAAAACGUUCUUACUUCCUCCAUUAUUGAAUUAACUUCAGUAUAUACUUUUUUUUUUACCUCUUUUUAAAACGUUCGUGUCUAUCUGCCUCUCUCUCUCUCUUUCUCUCUCUCUCUCUCAAUGUGCAUUUAGCAUUAAGUCAUUUAUUUGUAAGUACACAUAAUCCGUCCGUCUUUUCUGUGCAUAGCACAUACAUUUGAAUGGUUUGAACGGGGGUUAGGGGAUAACAAAAAAAAAAAGGGAAAGAAGUAGGGGCAGAGGUGGAAAAGGGAGAGGAGGAGAAAGAGGAGGUAAUAGUCGAAUAGGAGGAGAAGGAGGUGGAGGAUAAACGUGUAAUUUUGCGAAUGUGCGCCUUUCUCUUCUUUGCGGUACAAAUAAUCCGUGAAAAACGAUGUCAGAUCCCAUAGCCACAGACAUGAUCGACGGAAUCUGGCCAUUUUUAAAGAGCAUCGAUUGGAGAGAUCCAUGGCUGGCUUUGUUAUUAACUUUUCAUAUUGCUGUUACAAUGACAGCUCUGAUGACACGAAAUCAUGCUAAUUUUCAAAUCAUUUUAUUCCUUGUAUUAUUACUUCUUGUUUACUUUACUGAAACCAUCAAUGAAGUGGCUGCAACAAAUUGGAUGGUUUUCUCAAGGCAACAAUACUUUGAUUCUAAAGGAUUAUUUAUAUCAAUAGUUUUCUCUACACCUAUUUUGAUGAAUUGCAUGAUCAUGGUGGCCAGUUGGCUAUAUCAAUCCAGUCAAUUAAUGACAAGUUUAAAAAGAGCACAGUUGAGACAACAGGCAAAGAAUCGGCAAUCCAAUGGUGAUUUGUCAAAUACAAAUGAUAAUGCAAAUCGACAGAAACAAGAAUAGAACCGAUAACAUCUAGUCAAGCAAUGAAAUAUGAUUAUAAGUAUAUGCAUUAAGCAUCACUAUAAGGCAAAAAAAAAAAAAGAAAAUAGAAAUAAGUGAUAGACUUAAAAAUAGAUAGAACUCUGCAUUUUCAUGUAAUCCUUUAAAUAUGAAAAGUGCCCUGGAGAUGUAAUUCCUUCUUAGCUAUUGCCAAUUAAUUGGGAUUGCAAUUUAUACUGAUAUUGCCUAGUCAAUAUAAUGAUGACUUGUAUUUUCAGACUUUCAGUAUUGUGAAAGAAUAAUUUAAAUAUAUUAAAAAGAAACAUACUAUACAAGUGAAAAGUAAAUCAAAUACGUAAAAGCAGAAUUGGAGAUUAUGAUAAAACUUAGAUAAUAUUAAAAGUUUCAGUUUGUAGAUUGGUCCAAAGUAAUGAUAUUAUUUUAUAUUAAAGUACAUUCCUACAGCUUUCUCCCCUUUUCUUAUCAAUUAAUUUAUCAUAAAAUAAUAAUAAGACAAAGUGUUCUUAAUGCAAAAUCAUGUACUUAUUACAGCAACCAAAAUAUCGCUUUUAAUGCAAAAAUAUGCAAGUCUAAAAGUAAAGGCAUAAUUAGAUUAUUACAAAUUAUGUAAUAAAGUAUGUGUGCAUUUUGUGUACCUGUGUGUGAGAAAUCAUGUUAAAAUGUACGUAUGCUUUACGAAUGUGUGAAUAAAUGCUUUUGAAAUCAAAAAAUUCAAACAUUUAUUUCAAUAUAAAUCAGAUAACGAAAAAUGAAAAUCUGAUAAUUGUUUUGGCUUUUUUGAUUUGUAUAUUAAUAUAAAUUAAAAUUCAUUAUUUUAUCCACGUUAAAUAUUAAACGAACUAUAUUAGGUAGUGGUGAAAUGUUUAUUUGUAUAAUUUUAGACUACAUGAUUUUUCCAUAUUGUAUUAUCGCUUAAUCAAUAAAAAGAAAUCUUGUUAGCAUAAAUAGAUACAUGUAUCUCGUAACAAGAGUUACGGCAUUUUUAAGAUUUCGUAUAAUCAAUACGACUUUUUUCGUCGUAAUAUGAAUGCUGCUAAUAAUAAUAAUAAUAAUAAUAAUAAUAAUAAUAAUAAUAAUAUUAGUAAAUAAAUAAAUAUAUUAAAACAAUUACUAAAU
Vespa velutina is the source of this 2077-nucleotide messenger RNA. It is a transcript of the gene Tmem18, whose product is annotated as transmembrane protein 18. Gene Ontology annotation, cellular component: nuclear membrane. The coding region runs from base 500 to 961 and encodes 153 amino acids. The record is from RefSeq and is a predicted model, not a curated record. NCBI's taxonomy places the organism in Eukaryota, Metazoa, Arthropoda, Insecta, Hymenoptera, Vespidae. The transcript is spliced from 5 exons.